Molecule: messenger RNA, 1545 nt
Organism: Branchiostoma floridae (Florida lancelet)
Lineage: Eukaryota; Metazoa; Chordata; Leptocardii; Amphioxiformes; Branchiostomatidae
Product: tRNA (guanine(37)-N1)-methyltransferase-like
Exons: 6
Coding region: 43-1413 (456 amino acids)
Biological process (GO): mitochondrial tRNA methylation; tRNA N1-guanine methylation
Cellular component (GO): mitochondrial matrix; cytoplasm
Source: RefSeq, a predicted model, not a curated record
AAGUAGUUUUGUAAGAUAUUCCACGCUGAUCGUUGAUAAUAGAUGACACUUUGUGGACGUUUUUGCUGUAUUGUCAACAGAAACAGAACAUUCCUUCAGACGACAGUGUCACGUUUUCUCCUGGCGAUGUCUGAGAGCCUGUUCACCCCUCCCCCUGGAGUCAGGGGCAUGGAAGUGCUGGACAGACAGGCUUUCAACCUGACUGUGCAAGUACCAGCGAUCAAGAUACCAACGAAAGCCAUCGGUGGACUACUGAAGCCCCUGAAAAGUAUCCUGUUGAAGCGGCCAAACACAAAGAAAGUAGUGGACAUUCCUGAUGACCAGCAGCACAAGGUCCUGCUGUUUGACCCUGACAAGGUUGAGCCUGAGGAAAACCUGACAGGAGAGCAUGGCAAACUGUUACAGGAGAAUGGGGUAACAGCUGCUCCACAUCUAUAUGACCUACAGCUGGGUUAUGAGAGUUGGACAGCACAGGAGGUUCUGACUGCUGUCCUGCCAGAGGGAGAGGUAACCACAGCAUUCAGCAGGGUCGGGCAUAUCGCUCACCUGAACCUCCGGGAUCACCAGCUCCCAUACAAGACCCUCAUAGGUCAGGUGAUCAUGGAUAAGAACCAGGGCAUCACGUCAGUGGUGAACAAGACCAACAUCAUCAACAACACCUUCAGGUUCUUCUCCAUGGAGCUGAUUGCUGGUGAAGACAAAACUACAGUCACAGUCAAGGAGAACCACUGCUCCUUCGAAUUUGACUUUGCCCAAGUCUACUGGAACCCUCGUUUAGGAACUGAACAUGAAAGAAUCACCAACAAGCUCAGGGCACGAGAUGUUGUAUAUGACGUGUUUGCAGGGGUGGGUCCAUUCUCCAUCCCUGCUGCUAGGAAGAGAUGUGAAAUCCUGGCAAAUGACUUGAACCCUGAGUCCUACAAAUGGCUGGUGCACAACACAAAGCUGAACAAGGUACAGGACAGGGUCAGAACUUUCAAUAUGGAUGGCAGACAAUUUAUUCAGGAGGUCGUGAAGAAAGACAUGAUUGACAGGUGUCAAGCAGAGGAUGCAGAUCUUCAGGAUCACACGAGUCACGUGAUCAUGAACCUGCCUGCCAUGGCGGUGGAGUUCCUGGACGCAUUCGUCGGACUGCUGGCAGGGGAGACGUUACAGGAGUACCGACCUCCCAUGAUCCACUGCCACACCUUCUCCAAGGCUGACGACCCGGCAGCAGAUGCCAGACACAGGGUGGAGGAGGUGUUGGGGGCUGCCCUGCCGAAGGACCACUACAUACACAGAGUAAGAGAUGUGGCCCCAAAUAAGGAGAUGAUGUGUGUGUCCUUCCAGAUGCCACUGGAUGUGCUACUCACCCACCAGGGUGGUACAGACCAUGCUGAACCAGACAGAAAGAAGUUGAAGACAGAGACAUGAAGCACAAGGGGAGCAGUAUCCAGACUUCAGUGCUAAGAAUGUGCUGUCUCAAAAACUUGAAUUCUGACCCUAAUAUAGUGUUUUGUCAGCUUCAAAUGUUAAAAUCUAUCAUAACCAUAAUAGAUAUUGUGG